UUUCAAAAUCUAAACCUCAAACUUGAAGUAACGGCCGCCUUUUUAAGUUCAAGUCGUUUCAUGAGUAAAUAGUAAAAAGUUUAAUAAUUUAGUGAUAAUAAUUUUUAUUUAUGAUCGUGUGCCAUAUUUAUAAUUGUUUAACAAGUUUAUGACGGUUUUACUAAGGUUUUAAAAUUAUUUGUCAGUCUACAGCUAGACAGUGUUGUUAAAUUAAUAGUCUGGUUGAUUUUGGCUGCUUAGACAAAACUCAGUUUUACGUUUCUAAUUAUAAGAUGGCAUCCUCUGGCAAAGAAAACUUGGCGCAAAGGUCCAGAUCGUCCAGUAUGACUUCAACAGUUCCACGGAGAUCUGUUGCUAAUUUUGGAGUAUCUGGGGUCCAAGACCAUCAACCAACUCAGAUGCGUAGAUCACUCAAUCUGAAGCCAGUUACCAAAUCAAUAUCAUCUGGAAUCACCAGAGGAAACAAACCAGAUGUUAUCUCGAGGCCAGUUGGAUUCAAACCUUCAACGCACAGUGUCAAACCUGACUUAGUUCCAACAUCACAUUCUGUGUCUCAGUCGACCUCCACAACCUCAAGUAGUACCACUCAGGUGGCUGGGCGAGGAGUGCUCAGUCAGAGAAACAGAGUUAUCACUAACCCUGCCGCCAAGCCAAGUCUGACUGCGAGCAAAUUAUCCAAACCAAAUAUGCCAAUCAAAUCCAGUCAAGCGACUCAAAACGGAAGCCAACAGAAAACUGGCAAUGGUGUGUCUGGGGCGGCCAAACCAGCAGCUGGCACCAUCCAUCCUAGACCAGUGUUCCGACCUCCACAGCCGAUCACCAAACCUCCACAACCUACUGUCAGCCAGGCUCCGCAGCCGAGCCAGGAGCAGCCGGCAGUGACUGAGCCUCAGCCCAGUGAACCCAACCCUCCCACUGACCAAGCGGAGUCAGACAAACGGAUGGGCUUAACAUCAGAUUCCAAAAGGAAGUGGACUUUGCCAGACUUUGAUAUUGGUAGAGCCCUAGGAAAAGGAAAGUUUGGAAAUGUCUACCUAGCAAGAGAGAAACAAUCUAAAUUCAUAGUAGCUUUAAAAGUAUUGUUCAAGUCUCAGAUCCAGAAAGCUGGAGUGGAACAUCAACUGAGGCGAGAAAUUGAAAUACAAUCACAUUUAAGGCAUCCAAACAUCCUUAAACUGUACGGAUAUUUCCACGAUGAGACCCGGGUUUACAUGAUCCUGGAAUAUGCGCCAAAGGGAGAAUUGUACAAAGAACUGCAGUCACAGCCUGAAAAGAGAUUUACAGAACCCAGGGCUGCAUCAUUAGUUCUCCAGUUAGCGAAUGCAUUGCACUAUUGCCACGCUAAGAACGUCAUACAUAGAGACAUCAAGCCAGAGAAUCUGUUGCUGGGUGGCAAGGGAGAGCUGAAGAUAGCUGACUUCGGCUGGUCAGUCCACGCUCCCUCCUCCAGAAGAGACACUCUUUGUGGUACCCUUGACUACCUGCCCCCGGAAAUGGUGUCAGGUCACCCUCACGAUGCAACAGUGGACAUUUGGAGUUUAGGAGUGCUGUGUUUUGAACUCAUCACAGGCAAACCGCCAUUUGAGGCUGCCACCUAUGACGACACUUAUUACCGCAUCCAGAGAGCCCUGUACACCUUUCCACCCUAUGUCUCAGGGCUUGCGAGGGACCUCAUAAGCAAGCUUCUUGUAGUUGACUCACAGAAACGGCUGCCCAUUGCUAAAGUUAUCACUCACGAAUGGGUUGUCACACACACCUCUACUGUUCCCAGCAGCUAGAAUCAUUUCCUGUUAUUUUAAAGUUGACUAUUUAUUUUCAACCAACUUCAUUUAGAUAUAAAACUCAUAGUUUUAAGUUUAUUUGUAAUAUAUUUAUUAAUUAUGAUUCUUUUACUAUCAAUGUUUGUAAGGUUAUACAGUUUUCUUUAAUGUAUAGUGUAAGUCACUAAAUUGUAAGUACUGUAUUUGGAAUAUUCAUUAACAAUUCAUUAACCAGAUCUUUAUGACUAAGUAUGUGCCUUUAAAAAAAGUGUAAUCGUUGAACUCAAUUAAUCUGCAUUAUAAUAAAAAUUCUGGAAUUCACUUUGAUUAAUUGAUGAUGUUUAUUACAUUGACAAGCUAUGAACACGUACACGUUUUAUUUAUAUAUCACAUAAAUAGUCAUAUAAUCAGGUAUGAUUUUAAAAUUUCGAAGACUGAUUUGAAUCUUCUGUAGUAUGUAUGAAUAACACUGAAACCUAAGAGAGAUAAAUGUCAUAAAUGAUGUAAAUUUUUGUUUGAAAUGUGUGAUAAAACUUACUCUGUAAUUAAAUAUAUGCUGGAAUCAUUUGUUAUAGAUUUAAUGCUAUGUUAGGAUAUAUUUCAAGUCCAAUUUCUUGUUAGACAAAACUAAAAUUAUAAUGGUCAUUGUCAUUAUGGUUUCUAUUUUUAUAAAUCAUUUAACAUAACUUUAGCAAAACUUAACAAUUUCCCCCACCCUUUUCUUACCACCAACAAUAAUAUAUUAAUAUAUAUUGAAUAUAUGAGAAUUUAAGUCAGUCAAAAGUAGUAAAGUUGUAAGAAUGAGCCAACAAUGAAUGUUGUAAUUUUUGUGUAAAUACUUAUUUUUUAAUAUAGCAUUUGUGUUAUUGUUGACACCAAUAAAGUUGAAGUUUUUAAUGCA
Homalodisca vitripennis (glassy-winged sharpshooter) is the source of this 2661-nucleotide messenger RNA. RefSeq names its product serine/threonine-protein kinase Aurora-2-like. The transcript is spliced from 9 exons. The coding region runs from base 273 to 1778 and encodes 501 amino acids. The record is from RefSeq and is a predicted model, not a curated record. NCBI's taxonomy places the organism in Eukaryota, Metazoa, Arthropoda, Insecta, Hemiptera, Cicadellidae. Gene Ontology annotation, biological process: mitotic spindle organization; regulation of cytokinesis; protein phosphorylation. Gene Ontology annotation, cellular component: spindle midzone; spindle pole centrosome; chromosome passenger complex. Gene Ontology annotation, molecular function: ATP binding; protein kinase activity.